GGACAAUACAACCGCACACGCCAGCCGUCCGCUAGAUAGUCGUCGCAGUACAUCGCCAUAUUAACCAAUCCUCCGAGCGCACAUCUCGAGAUGGUACCAAAACCGCAAGGCGCCGCCGUUCAGUCGGUCACACAUCGACCGCUACCUCCACUCCCGAAGCUCCGCGUCCGACGACCGAAUAAGCCUGAGGCAAAUCCAUGUUUAGGAGCAAUGUCAUCAGUAUUGGGAUGCUGGGCGUCCUCAGGAUAUAGUGUUCAAGGUUGUGCACAGCUUGAGCAAAAGCUACGGCAGUGCAUGGAUGCGCCACGCGAUUUGAACCCAAAGAAGAACAACAUCAACUACCACUUGUCGAGAAUGUACCCCAAGAUCGUCGGCCCUCAUAAGCGGAACUAGUCCCUCCGCCCUGUUCAUCGAACUGUACACUAUUUGUCCUGCAAGAGGCGGAAUUUACGAAGCAUUAUCCUACACGCUUGGACAGAGGCAAGUCGUCUCUGUAUCAUUGGGUUGGCGUUCAUAUUAGGCUGGAUUAUUGUACGUACGCACUAGAAAGAGUCGAAUGAUCCACGCGUAUAGCCGACAGAUCACAAUAAAAAUUCAAAUAAACCAUUACCGAAGCGCCAUCUCCUAGACUUAUCAAUUGGCGGCGAUAUUGAAAAUCGAGAAGCAAACAAGGGAUAACUGAGACGAUCGCAUCGAAGUUGAGAGGUGAGCCCACCUACUGGAGAAUGUCAUAAGGAAGGCGUGCCACAGACUACCUUUCUCGACCAUCGUUGUCUUAGGAUGCAAGGUGGCAAACUCUUUUGCAACCAAUUCAAUAUGACAGGAUGUUCCUCGCGCCACGGAAUGAUCUUGGGUUUUAUGAUGGUAUAAUAUUCUUCAGACGUUAAGUUGGU
Messenger RNA from Cucurbitaria berberidis CBS 394.84, 893 nucleotides. RefSeq names its product mitochondrial ribosomal protein 10. Gene Ontology annotation, biological process: mitochondrial translation. Gene Ontology annotation, molecular function: structural constituent of ribosome. The record is from RefSeq and is a predicted model, not a curated record. Lineage: Eukaryota; Fungi; Ascomycota; Dothideomycetes; Pleosporales; Cucurbitariaceae. The coding region runs from base 91 to 393 and encodes 100 amino acids. The transcript is spliced from 3 exons. Gene Ontology annotation, cellular component: mitochondrial small ribosomal subunit.